UUGCUCAGAAAGGUUCUUGCAGCUGCCGACUCUGUGUUCGACACUUACAACGGCGAAUCGCAGCUAAGUGAUGCGGAAAUCGCCCUUCUUAAAGAUGAAUUAAGAAAGACCGAAGAAGAGAUUCAGACCCUCAAGCAGGUUCUUGUGGCCCGUCAAAAACAUGCCUCUGAGAUCAAGCGUAAAUUAGGACUCAAUCCUUUCGUCGAACUUGGAAACGAUAUUAACAAAGGACUUAAAGCUGUUACCGAUACUGAAGCAUUCCAAAAGACGUCUGAAGUUGCUGCUGCGACUGCCGAUACUGUGAAACAUAAAUGGAAUGACAUGCGCAAUUCCUCCCUCUUCAAAUCAUUCGAAUCAAAGUUGGGAACGGCAUAUACCAGUGUAAGCAAUGCGUCAAUUUUAUUGUGUUGA
Angiostrongylus costaricensis is the source of this 411-nucleotide messenger RNA. The record is from the annotation of a GenBank genome assembly. Lineage: Eukaryota; Metazoa; Nematoda; Chromadorea; Rhabditida; Metastrongylidae.